AUGGCGCCUGCACCACCACGAAACAACCGUACAACUGUGCGACGUUCAAAAUCAGCACGUGCUGGUGUUUUAUUUUCAGUGCCACGUUUUCAUCGAUAUUUAAAAAAAUCUAAUCCAAAACAACGCGUUACAGUAGCUGCGAGUGUUUAUUGUGCAGCUGUUAUUGAAUAUUUAACUGCUGAAGUUUUAGAAUUAUCAGGAAAUGCAGCAAAAGAUCAUAAAAAGCAACGUAUAAAUGCGAGACAUAUAUUUUUGGCUGUUAGUAUUGACGAAGAAUUAAAAAAAUUACUUCAUGGAGUUACAAUUCCUCAGGGUGGUGUUUUACCGCAUAUUGAUUCAUUUUUAUUGAAAAAUAAAUCAGCCAAUGAUGAACAUGAUGUUUCACAAAAAGUAUCUAGACCACUUGCAUUAUCAACACCAGCAGCUGCAAAAGCGGCAUCAGGCGGUUCUGUUACCGCAAAACAAGGUAAAUCAGGCGGUGCAAAAGCUAAAGAUUCAUCGACUGCUGCAACCUCAACAGCUGCACAAAAGAAAACUGCAACUGCUGGCAUUGAUAGUUUUCUAUCGAAAAUUGCACAAAUGAGUGAAAACAAUAAUAGUUUAAAACGGAACAAUAAUUUAAAUUUAUCACAAAAGUCCAAAUCACCACCAAGAGAGCGGCAGGAACCUUCGCCCACAGUUUCGACGCAAAUACCAUCACGGAGUCGUCAACUAUGGAAUUUAGCAUUUGAAAAUGUAAUAGAAAAUGUUUCACCGCGAAAUGAAACGGACACAGGAUGGACAAAUCUUAUACGACUCGUCUUGUAUCUAUCACCAUCCGACAACGAUAUGUUAUUACAGACAUUGAAAAAACGUCAUUUAUCUCAGACACCUCCAUUAACAUGUGUAAGAAAUAUGUCAUCAGUACGUACGCGACGAGCGGCGUCAGAACAAGUGAAUCUUCAUGAUCGGUAAGAUUCAUAUAGUGUAUUGGUUUUUUUUGUUAUCAGAAACAUUUUCAUAUUAUGUUAACACACUUCUGUGCUGAAGUGGUGACAUUCAUAUUUUUUCUUCAUUUGAAUGUUCUUCUCAUUUGAAAUUGUUUAAAAUCUACAGUAUCGUGACUUGUUGGUAAAGAUUGAUUUUAAUUGUCACUUUUUCGUGAUGGAAAAGUAGUUUGAAAUCUGUAAGCUGCUUUUCAUAAUUAAUGUUGAUAAUCUCUCUUGCUUAAGAUUUCAAUUUCAAUUAGUUAAAGUUAGAAUUAAAUGUCAUUAUAUAGCCAUGCUACUCUGUAAAAAAAAUGGUUCUCUAUCGAAGGUUCAUACUUUUGAAACGAAGUCGAAAUCUUUAAAGAUUCUGUUGAAAAAAGGUUUCAUGACAAACUCGUACUUUUUUAUCCAGAAAAAAGAUUCGGUAGCGGUCAUUUAUCCGAAUCUUUUGUUUAAUUUUUUGGACACUAUUCUAUUCAAGAGGCCAUUCUAAGCUCAAAAGAUAGAGACUUUCCUUCUGUAACAGAGAUCGGCAUGGGUCAGGCUUUUGGUCGAACCGGGCUGGGCUAGAAAGCUUUUAAGAUCGGUUGGGCUGAGCCGAGGACUUCUCUUUCUUUCCAAGGGCACAUGGUAUACAUACACAUGGUAAAAUACAUUAAUAAAACAUGUUCGUGAUGAAUAUUAUAAUAUUUCUUUCUCUAAUAUGUAGCUGAAUAAACAGGUUAUCGAGUACAUACAAAGAUUGGAAAAAAACAAUGCAAACGACCAACAAUCUCGCUGUUUUUUUUACGAAGCCUUCUUGCAUUCCUUAAAUUAAAUACGAAAUCUUUCUUAGUUUCAUACAUUGAGCACAAAGCCUUUGGAUCUACGAAGCUUCUACAGAUUCAGUAAAUAAACGCGAAACUAUUAAAAGCUCAGAAAUGAUCCACAAAAUCAUUAAGAUAUAGUAAGGAACCAUCUUUUUUUAGAGAGUACUCGUUUAACUCUAAUUUAGAUCUGACAAUGUAAUAAUUACUAUGCGUUCCAAAAUACAAGACAGUCAGCCACUUUUUGAAUAACUUUUGAUAGGAAUAAGAUAGAGACCUGCGAUUUUCGCUGUUCAAUAGCCAAGACUUGAGCAGAACUUUCUACAAGCGGAAGCAACUUUUGAAAAAAUUCCAGAGAUCGGGUUUCUAGAGGAUCUUUGGAAAACCAGCUCUGUUCUCAGAAAACUAACAUACAAUGUUAGUAAUUUUUUUGCAUGCGUAGAUAGUCCGGACGUUACUCUACAAAAUUAUGCAAGUCCCGGCUCUCCAGCUGUCGUCGUUCGGGCAGGGCUCGCUUUCC
Didymodactylos carnosus is the source of this 2294-nucleotide messenger RNA. NCBI's taxonomy places the organism in Eukaryota, Metazoa, Rotifera, Eurotatoria, Philodinida, Philodinidae. The record is from the annotation of a GenBank genome assembly.